Apis florea (little honeybee) is the source of this 2175-nucleotide messenger RNA. RefSeq names its product tax1-binding protein 3 homolog. Lineage: Eukaryota; Metazoa; Arthropoda; Insecta; Hymenoptera; Apidae. Gene Ontology annotation, molecular function: protein kinase binding. The record is from RefSeq and is a predicted model, not a curated record. Gene Ontology annotation, biological process: embryo development; establishment or maintenance of epithelial cell apical/basal polarity; receptor clustering. Gene Ontology annotation, cellular component: basolateral plasma membrane; postsynaptic density; postsynaptic membrane.
CAACGGUACUUUCCUAUCUACAUUGACCAAUAUGUAUGGCUGUCAACGUGAAAAAGAAAUUGUUUUAUCUGAUUUUAACGACAUUGAAGUGCGUAGAAAUUAAUAAGAUUAACCAAUUGAUCAUUCAUUGGAAGUGAAUCAGAAUUCUUUUAUUAUUCAAUAAUAUAUUUUUUAAAUACUUUUAUUAUUAUUAAAUAUUUUUAAAUACACGCUUUUAAGUUAUCGUGUAAUUUUUACAUCGGUGUAUAUAGUGCGUGAACGAUUGGUAAUCACGUUGAAUCAUCGAAAACAAUUGUCAAUCUGAAUUAAUUAGACAAGAUUUAUCAUUAUGUGCGCGAAAAUGGCUUUUCAGCAUCAAGCUGGCACCGCUAUGGAAUGCUUAAGUAUACCAAUUAUAUUGGUAAAAGAAACAGAUGUAAAUGAAAAUGGAGAGGAGGUGAUGAAAUGUGGCUUCAAAAUUGGAGGUGGCAUUGAUCAAGAUUUUAGAAAAAGUCCUCAGGGUUAUACUGAUAAUGGUAUAUAUGUAACUGAAGUUCACGAAGGAUCCCCAGCAGCAAAAAGUGGUCUUCGUAUGCAUGAUAAAAUUUUACAAUGUAAUGGAUAUGAUUUUACUAUGGUAACUCAUAAAAAAGCAGUAUCAUAUAUCAGGAAGCAUCCAGUAUUAAAUCUAUUAGUGGCUCGUAAGGGAGUAACAAGUACUUAAAUACCAAGUAAGAGAUUUAUUUGGUCUAAGAAGAAUAUUUAUUUCACAAUAUACAAUACAAUAUAAUAAUAAAGUCAAUUUAUUGCUAUAUGUCUGCCAAAUAUUGUAUUAGAUUGAUCAGUAGUAAGAUAUUUGAUUAUUAUUUGAAAAUUAUAUAUAAUAUAUGUAUUUCACAUUUUAUUUUCUAUUUUACAAAUCUUACUUUUGGCAAAUGUCUAUAAUUCCAGUUAAAAUAAGAUAAAAUUAAUCAAUACACAUUCAAUGAUUGUUAUAAUUAUAUCUUGCAGGCAUAUUCAUUUCUUAUUGCAAUAAAAAUAGAGCAUUAGAACAAAACAAUAGAUAUAUAUGUAUAAAAAUCCUGUUAUGGUAUGUUAUUGUUGUUAAAAAAAAAUAAUUGUAUGAAAAUGUUUUUCUAAUAUCAAAUGAGAGCUAAUAAUGAUAUCAGUAUAUAAAGUUAUGCUUAAAAAACAAUGAUUUACAUGUGCCUGCGUAAAAAUCGCAUUGUAUAAUGUUUAUUGUAUAUCAAAAUUUGCAAAAAUAUGUCUUGUGCCAAACAGUAGUUGCUGUGUGGAAUCCAUAUGAAUAUUUCUUAUUGUCAUGUAUAUAUUUAUAUACAAAAAAGUUUAUUUAAAUAAUAAGAAAAUAAAAAAUAUUUCUUGAUUGAUUUUCAAAAAAAGAAAUAAUUAUAUGGAUGAAAAAGUCAUGAUAUUUUAAUUCUUUAAGUAUUUCUAUAUUGUAAAAUAUGACAGAAUGCCAAAGCAUAAUGAAGUUACAGUAGCUUAGAUAUGCAACAUAUCUUUUACAAAAUUUUGUAUUGCUAAUAUAUCAAUAUGUUAUCAUAAGAGUGUAUGAAAUACUUAGAAUUUAUGCAUUUAAAACAUUUUACAAUGACUGAAAUCAUACAAUAAACAUUUAAAAUCUUUAAACAGGUAUACAUAUAAAAUAUAUCUAAUUUACAUUUAUAAAUAUAAUACAUGCAAUUACUACAUUUAUAAGCAUACAGAAUAUUUUCUGUCAUUGGCAAAAAUCAUUGAGACUGUAUAUUUUGAGACCAAUAGAAGUAUUAUAUUUUCUAUUUUAUAAAUUUUUUACUUUAAUUAAUAUAAUGAAUCUUUCUAUGCAUUUUCUUAAAAUUUUUAUACAUAAGAAAAGACAACAGUUUUAUAUUUUAUAAAUUGGCUAUAAAUGUACAAUAAGUGAAACAAAAAAAAGUUCCUGUAACAAUAUGUAUGAUUUUCUUUUGUAUUUUAAGAUUCUAAUAUUUUCAUCAUGAUAAAAAAAUCGAACAAUUUUAUAAGAAAUAAUGUAAUAUGUUGUCAUAAUUUUGUAACUAGUCUGUUAAUAUGGAAAAGAUAAAAAAGAAAAAUUGUAGAACAUAUAAUUAUUAUAUAUGCAUAUAAGUAGUACAAGAAUUACUAUUCUUUUGUAUAGAAUUUCAGUAUGACAAAUUAUAUGCAUUAGUUCAAUUUAAA